AUCUUUGAUCUCUCCCCUCACCGCCUGUGAUGCUCCGCUCCCCUUGCUGUCUGUGAGCUGUCUGUGACUCUCUCUUCUCGCCCCUCUCAAGCCUUGAUUCCCUCCCCCUUCUAUCCGCGACUCUUCCCUCUGACCCCCCCCCCCCCCUUCUGCUCUCUCGCCGUCACUCUCCGCGCCGGCCAUGGAGGAAGCGGCGGAGCGGACGCGGGGCCGAGGCCGCGGCCGCCGGGGAGGAGGAGGCGGGCGAGGCCGCGGGGGACGAGGAGCGCGCGGGCCCGGCGAGCGGCAGCAGCGGCCGGUGGAGGCCGAGCGAGGGUGGCAGGGACGCGGCUGCCGCCCGCCCCGAGGUCGCUGCUUCCCCCCGAGGCCGCCGGAGCUGCAGGUUGAAGAGGAUGUGGACACAAAGGAUCCGUAUGAUCAACCAAAUGAAUUUUCAAGAAGGAAAAUAGUUUCGAACUGGGAGAGAUAUAAUACUGAAGAGAAAGGACUCAGUGAUAUUGGAGAAUCCUUGCGAGGUGCGGAUUUCAAUGUGCUGCUCAGUUCUGCAGGUGAUUCAUUUGCACAAUUUCGUUUUGCUGAAGAAAAGGAGUGGGAAAUAGAAGUUUCUACAAGUAAACAAAUGUCACCACUGUUUGUAGAUUGCCAGUCUCUGGCCCAGACUCUUCAGCAACUGCCACUUCACCUUCAACUGAAUGUGGAAGCUGAGUUGGUACAGGUAAAUCCACCUGCAGAGCUACCACAGAUCAGAUUGAAGAGUAUGGACGAUGGCAAAAGCAAAUUUGGCCAAUUUAGAGCACACACUAAAGCUUCCCCAACAAAUGUGGAAACCAUUCCGGUCAACAUCAUACUCAACUCUACAACACUGGAAUCUGAACAUACUGCUCCUGCAUCUGAAUCGCAGGAACCAGCAGACCAUCUGGAUGAGGAGCUGGAAUUUUUACUUCACUUAGAAACACCUGUCAGCAAGAAUGAUGUUUCCUUAAAAGGAACUCAGGACACAGAAGAUGAUCCUGAAAAUGUUGAUAUUUCAAUUGACACAUCUGGUGCUGAGGUAAUAGACAAUACAAAUUCACAACCAACAGGAACAGCUGAGAAGCUUGACCCCGAAGUGGAACUUGAAGAUUGGUUAGAUAGCAUGAUAUCGUAAUGUCACCAUGAUAGUCUUGCAAGGAUGUGAGUACUGACAAAAAGUACUUGACUCUGAAUAUAACGGUGGCAUUGCAUUUCCUGCACAAAGCUUACAGUCGGGUAAUUACUUCUACAGCAUCUAUUUCAACAUUGAGGAUACAUUUUUCUUAAUUUUUGUUUCCAAGUGCUGCAAAUUUGUAUCAGAAUGUUAGUGAACAUAGAAAAAAUGCUCACUUCGCUGAAUGACGGAUUCAGCAAAAUAAUUAUAUUUAUAUGUAAAAGGAGUAAUGGAAAAAGGUAAAAUCUAUUAGAUCCAUUAGUUUGUUAUUUUCUGAGUAAAGGACACAAUAAUAAAAUGUCAUUAAGCUAAGAGAUGCAUUCUAAGAGCUGUGAUUGUCAAUUAUCCAUAAGUUCUGGUACCAUUCACGGCAGUGUAAUUACAGCAGGUUU
Messenger RNA from Amblyraja radiata (thorny skate), 1578 nucleotides. It is a transcript of the gene aven, whose product is annotated as apoptosis, caspase activation inhibitor. NCBI's taxonomy places the organism in Eukaryota, Metazoa, Chordata, Chondrichthyes, Rajiformes, Rajidae. Bases 182 to 1147 code for a protein of 321 amino acids. The transcript is spliced from 6 exons. Gene Ontology annotation, biological process: negative regulation of G2/M transition of mitotic cell cycle. The record is from RefSeq and is a predicted model, not a curated record.